AUGGCCAGCCUGGCCACCCAACCUCAACCUCAACCGAACAAAAACAGCGAUAACGACAGCAAUAGUGUUGCGGAUAAUGCCUCCAAGACAGUCCUACUGACCAGCCAGUCAAAGACAACAACCACUAUCGAGACGAAAACCACAGUAGCCUUCCACAAAAAAUCGAAACAACUACACGUCAACUUUACACCUAGAUUAUCAACGCUAGACCCCCACAAUCAGCUGCUCCAUCAAAACCCGCUGAGAGGACUCUAUGCACUCUUCUGGAUCCUACUUGCUUUCCAUAUCAUCGCCACCAUUCAUGCCUCGGGCUCUUUAGCCAUUCAAUCUCCUCUCGCUAGGCUAUUCUCUAAACAUCUUCCCCAACUUGCCGUCGUUGACCUUUGCCUGGUAGCCUCAACUUUCUCUGCAUUCGGCUUCGCAAAAUUGCUUUCGAACAGAUGCUUUGAAUACUGCAAUACUGGCCUGAUCCUUCAACAUAUUUUUCAAUUCAGCUGGCUCGGAGCUUGGAUUCUUUAUAUUUUUUAUAGAGAAUGGCCAUGGAUUCAAUCAGGAUUCUUAACACUACAUUCGAUCACCAUGUUGAUGAAAAUCCAUUCCUAUUGUGCGACCAAUGGUGAAUAUUCAGAGAAAUUGAAAACUUUGGAAUCCAGGGUAAAAGAAUUGAACGAUUCGAAAGUGAUCGAAUUUGAUGACCGACAACGAGAAAAACUCGACCGGAAACAACUCGUCUCUACCCUCGUAAAAACUGGAAUCUACGAAAAUUUAAAUCACUUCAUCGAGCAGAACAAACAACAACCUACGGAGAACUUAGAAUCAAAAUCUCCGACUGAGUCUGACGAAAAACGUGACAAAUUGGCGGACAAAGUUCAUGAAACUAUCGAUCUAUUGGAUCAGCUUGGGGCCAGGAAUGCUUCUGCUGACCAUGAAGAUGUUGAUGAUGAUCAGAAAAAACAUGAUGAAAAUCAAUACUCCUCAAAAUGCUGGCCAGAAAACUUAACCAUUUCCAACUUUACAGAUUAUCUUCUCAUUCCAACCUUGGUAUAUCGACUGAGGUAUCCCCGUACAAAAGAGAUUCGAAUAUUCUUCGUGAUCGAGAAGGUGCUUGCGGUCACAGGGAUCUUUGGUUUGAUAUAUAUGAUCACUCAAUAUUACAUCUGGGACCAAGUCACGAGUAUCAAAGCCUUCGAUCGAGACCAUCGAGCAUCGGCCAUUCAUCUCGUCGAUAACGUCAUCCGAUUGGUCGUCCCCUUUACUAUCAAUUAUCUCUUGAUUUUUUACAUCAUUUUUGAAUGCAUUUGUAAUGCCUUCGCUGAACUCACUCGGUUUGCCGAUCGGGAGUUUUAUUCGGAUUGGUGGAACUCCUGUUCGUUUGAUGAAUUUUCUAGAAAGUGGAACAAACCCGUCCAUCAUUUCCUCUUAAAGCAUGUCUAUGCCAGCACCAUUUCCUCAUAUGGCGUCAGUCGAUCGGCCGCUGCGAUCAUGACGCUCUUCCUCUCCAGCCUCGUUCACGAAUUACUGAUGGUGAUUGUAACUCGAAAAUUGAGAUUAUAUCUGUUCCUUGCUCAAAUGACGCAACUUCCAUUGACGUAUAUUGGAAGGUCUAAGCUUUUUAAGACCAGACCGGCUCUUGCCAACGCUUUCUUUUGGGUCGGUCUCAUUAGUGGUUUCCCAUUACUGGCAGUUUGUUAUAUACUCUAUUGA
Molecule: messenger RNA, 1704 nt
Organism: Puccinia triticina
Lineage: Eukaryota; Fungi; Basidiomycota; Pucciniomycetes; Pucciniales; Pucciniaceae
Exons: 9
Coding region: 1-1704 (567 amino acids)
Biological process (GO): ergosterol metabolic process
Cellular component (GO): endoplasmic reticulum membrane
Molecular function (GO): ergosterol O-acyltransferase activity
Source: RefSeq, a predicted model, not a curated record